Messenger RNA from Lecanosticta acicola, 1703 nucleotides. The record is from the annotation of a GenBank genome assembly. Lineage: Eukaryota; Fungi; Ascomycota; Dothideomycetes; Mycosphaerellales; Mycosphaerellaceae.
AUGUUCCAGUUUUCGUGGGAUGGAUACUACAAGUAAGUCUGGAACGGAGAGUCCCCUCGUAUGACAGCAGACUGAGACCAGGCAGAUACGCGUUUCCCAACGACGAGCUGUUGCCGGUGAACAACAGCUUCAGCAACUCGCGGUAAGCAAGAGCAAAGUGUGUGUGAGAGCUCGGCCUGACACGUACAGUAAUGGUUGGGGAGCUUCUGCAGCAGAUGCGCUGUCUACCGCGAUUGUCAUGGGCAACAAAGAGGUCGUGAACCAGAUCAUUAACUACGUUCCCAAGAUCGACUGGUGCGUCAGCUACCAGGAUGAGCAAGUGAGCUUGUUCGAAACAACCAUCAGAUACGUCGCCGGUCUCCUUUCUGCCUACGAUCUCUUGAGCGGACCAGCUGAGAAUCUGGCACAAGACCCGAGCAAAGUUCCAAUCCUCCUCGCCCAAGCACGCAAUCUCGCCAACAACCUGACCUUCGCCUUUGACACCCCGACUGGCAUUCCCUAUAAUACUCUCUAUUUGAGUAAUCACAGCAACGACGGUUCGGACACCAAUGGCUUGGCGACGAUUGGCACGCUGGUGUUGGAAUGGACUCAUUUGUCCGAUUUGACUGGAGACGAGUCAUAUGGACAAAUGACACAGCGAGCACAGAGCUAUCUCCUCAACCCGCACCCGCAGCCUUUUGCAGAGCCCUUCCCUGGUCUUCUUGGUACGGAUGUUAGCAUUGCGAAUGGCAGCUUCUUAGACAACGUCGGCGGAUGGAACGGCGGAGACGACAGUUUCUACGAGUAUCUGAUCAAGGUACAUCUAAGCCCUCUUACCUGGAGAAGGGUCCGAGACUGACCGUUUGUUCUGUAGAUGUACGUCUACGACUCAUCUCGAUUCAGCACCUACAAGGACCGGUAUGUUCCCCCUUUUCCAAGAGACGCUUGGAGAACCAUCACUAAUAUAACGUCCAGCUGGGUCGCAGCCGCCGACAGCACCAUCGAAUACCUCGCCUCGCACCCCUCUACCCGCCCGGACCUCACCUACCUCGCCGCCUUCGAAGGCCGCCAACUCGAUUUCUCCUCGGGCCACCUCGCCUGCUUUGACGGCGGGAAUUUCAUCCUCGGAGGCCUCGUGCUCCAAGAACAGAGAUACGUCGACUUCGGCCUGCAACUCGUCAACUCGUGCGAGAACACGUACAACCAGACCUUGACCCAGAUCGGACCCGAGAGUUUCGGCUGGAAUGCGUCCGAGGUCCCCGCGAACCAGACUGCGUUUUAUCGGCGAGCGGGCUUCUACAUUACCUCUGGUGCUUAUGUCUUGCGCCCCGAGGUCAUUGAAUCCUUCUACUAUGCUUACCGCGCUACGGGGUCGAGGAUCUAUCAAGAUGUACGUUGUCCCCCUCCCUUUUCCCUCCCCGGGGGGGCGCGCCCCCCCCCCCCCCCCCCCCCCCCCCCCCGGGCCCGCCCCCCCCCCCCCCCCCCCCCCCCCCCCCCCCCGCCCCCCCCCCCCCCCCCCCCCCCCCCACAUUGAAAACGUCAACGCGCGCGGCGGCGGCGGUUUCUACAAUUUCCAGGAAUCCUUCUGGUUCGCCGAAGUGCUGAAGUACUCGUACCUGAUCCACGCGCCGGAGCAUGUGUGGCAGGUGAAUUUCCGGGGCCGGAAUCAGUACGUCUUCAAUACCGAGGCGCAUCCCUUGCGAGUUGCUGGGGAGCCGAUAUGA